Molecule: messenger RNA, 2031 nt
Organism: Didymosphaeria variabile
Lineage: Eukaryota; Fungi; Ascomycota; Dothideomycetes; Pleosporales; Didymosphaeriaceae
Exons: 6
Coding region: 1-2031 (676 amino acids)
Cellular component (GO): cytosol
Molecular function (GO): asparagine synthase (glutamine-hydrolyzing) activity
Source: RefSeq, a predicted model, not a curated record
AUGCCAUCCAAAGGCUUCCACAGGCAACUGACAUAUGUCAGAGCCCUUGGACACGUCCGUCUCUCCAUUCUGGACCUCUCUCCAGAGGCGCAGCAACCUUUUCACGAUCCUGAAGAUACUGUACAUGCUGUGGUCUGCGGCGAGUUCUACGAUUGGGAGGAGAUCCGCGCGGAUCUCAUCAAGGAAGGCUACAGUUUCGGAUCGAAUUGUGAUUCCGAGAUCUUGAUUGCACUUUACAAGGAGUAUGGCGUGUCGAUGAUGGAGUACAUCCGGGGCGAGUUUGCGUUCGUCCUGUACGACAGCAAAGCCGAGGUUGUUCUCGCGGCAAGAGACCGAUAUGGCGUAAAACCAUUGUUCUAUACAGUACAUGACGGACGCUUGUUGAUUGCGAGCGAGAUGAAGGCAUUCCUGGCCUUUGGAUGGCAGCCCGAGUGGGAUGUACAGAGUCUGUUAGAGUUUGCGUAUCUGACCGACACGCGGACGCUUUUCCAAAGCGUGCAGAGAAUCCAAGCAGGUCGUUACAUGACUGUUCAGUCAUUCAACACAGUUACCCAGACCGAGUACUGGGACAUCGAGUAUCCAGAAAAGCAUGAGCCCGAGACAAGGAACGAAAAAGAAAUGAUUGAAGGCGUGCGAGAGCGGCUACUUGACGCCGUCAGAGUUAGACUGAGAGCUGAUGUUCCCGUUGGAAUCUUCCCGUCUGGUGGCCUCGACAGCUCCACCGUAGCAGGCAUGAUAAAACACCUAAUGGUCGAGAAGGGUGUUCAUCUUGGUAACAAAGAAUCUGCAACCGCCAAUAUCAAUUGCUUUUCUAUAAAGUUUUUGGACGGUCCAGGUGACGAGUUCGACGAAGAGCCGAUUGCACAAAGAACCGCUGAAUGGCUAGGAGUCAAGAAGCACGUUGUCCGAAUGACGGAAGAGGAAUUCGUGAAGAACUACUCUGACGCCGCAUGGUUCUGCGAACAUCCGCUCAUCGACCUCAACUUCAUUGGAAAAGUCGCUCUAUCGCGACUCACACGGGAGAAUGGCGUCAAGGUGAUCCUCACAGGAGAAGGAGCAGAUGAACAGUUUGCUGGGUAUGGCCAGCUGCUUGCAGAUUUCUUGCGUGAACCAGAUCAGAGCUGGUCCUCGCGCAGCUUGCCUCGCUUGCCCGAUGACCUUCGAGUGAGAUUAUUGGAGGAGGAGGAAGAGCGAAGCAAAGGUGGAGACCAGAAGACGAUCAAAAACUUUCGCGCCGCUGAUCCACCAUCGGCGAUCUACGCAAAGAAGCAGAUCAACAAUGUCGGCAUCAUCUCUAUGACUGCAUUCAUGACCGCGGAGUCGCUGCUGUCACCUUGGGCCCAUCAAGAGUUUGGUAUCCAGGAUCCACGAGUUGUAGGAGUGCACAACCUCAUAUCAGGUACCGUGCGAAAGAAGAUACAGUUCAAGUGGCAAGUAUUGCCCGGGCAUACACUACACUCCGCGUUGUACAUCUGGCAGAAGAUGUUCCUACAAAAUGUCCUCUUGACUGCUUUAGGCGACCGGGUGGAGAUGGCCAACUCAAUUGAAGGCCGACAACCUUUCCUUGACCACAACUUGACAACGUACGUCAACAGUCUCCCACCCUCGGUGAAAUUCCGAUACGAUCCCGAGACGCAAUCGCUCAACGAAAAGUGGAUCCUCAAGGAAGCCGCUAAGCCUUUUAUCACCGAGGAACUGUACAAAAGAAGAAAGCACCCCUUCUCUGCGCCAGUCACCUACCCAGCCGACGGACCACUUCAUCGAUACAUCGGUUCUUUGAUGACGAAGGAGAACAUCGAGCAGCUCGGUUUUCUGGAAUGGGAGAAAUGCAAGACGCUGGUGGAAGAUGGAUUCGUACACAAGGACGCCGUCCAGAUGAGAAAAUUGUUUAUGGUCUCUCAACUGGUCGAGAUAAGUAGGCGUUUCGGGGUGAAGCGAGCCACACCGGAGUAUGCGGUUGAGGAGAAUCCACAAGACAUCCAGACAUUUGAAGAACCGCUGGUCAGGACCUCGAGCUGGAGUAGGCUAUAG